AUGUUAAUGGGCUACCUUAAAUCUAUUCCUUUAUGUCUUACAGCACUUCAAGUGUCAAUUUCCCUCAGCAAGGUAGAAGUCAGUGUGGGUGUAUCAAAAUUCUUCACCUGUACAGUAAUUGGUGAACCUGAGAAUAUAGAUUGGUAUAAUCCACAAGGAGAAAAGAUAAUUUCUAAUCAGAGAGUGGUGGUGCAGAAAGAAGGUGUAAGGUCACGAUUAACCAUUUACAAUGCCAAUGUAGAAGAUGCAGGAAUAUACAGGUGCCAAGCAACUGAUUCUUCAGGAUUUAGUCAAGAAGCUACAGUUGUUGUGGAAAUUUACCAAAAGCUCACAUUCCAGGAUGUCCCAUCACCUCAAGAAUUUGUACAGGGAGAAGAUGUACAAGUCCUUUGCCAUGUUAUUAGUUCACCUGCACCUAUUGUCAGCUGGUUAUAUCAAAAUGAGGAAGUCUCAAAUAUUGCUGACAAUAGAUUUGCCAUGUUACCAAACAACAAUCUUCAAAUUCUUAAAAUUAAUAAAAGUGAUGAAGGAGUAUACAGAUGUGAAGGAAGGGUCGAAGCUAGAGGAGAAAUUGACUUUCGGGAUAUCAUAGUAAUUGUAAAUGUUCCUCCAACCAUUACUUUGCUUCAGAAGUCCUUUAACGCUACAGCAGAUCGCGGAGAGGCAGUUACUUUGUUCUGUAAAGCUACUGGUUCUCCUGAACCUGAAAUCAACUGGUACAGAAAGGGCAAACGUAUUGAGGAAAAUGAUAAAUAUACAUUAAGAGGCAGGAAUAUGGAACUAACCAUAAAAGAUAUACAAAAUAUUGAUUCUGGUCCGUAUAUUUGUGAAGCAAGAAAUAAAGCCGGAAGAGUGACAAAUCAGACUUUCAUGCAAGUUUUUGUACAGCCUCAAAUAAUACAACUUAAAAAUGAAACCACUUAUGAAAAUGGUGAAGCCGCUCUGAUAUGUGAAGCAGAAGGAGAACCAGUUCCUGAAAUUACUUGGAAAAGAGCUGUUGAUGGAAUAACUUUUUCUGAAGGUGACAAGAGUCCAGAUGGUCGAAUAGAAGUCAAAGGACAAUAUGGAAGAUCAUCACUACACAUUAAAGAUGUGAAAUUGACAGAUUCGGGAAGAUAUGACUGUGAAGCUGCAAGUAGAAUUGGAGGGCAUCAAAAGAGCAUGUACCUUGAUAUUGAAUAUGCUCCAAUCUUUGUGUCAAAUCAAACAAUUUAUUAUUCUUGGGAAGGAAAUCCCAUCAACAUAAGUUGCGAUGUUCUGUCUAAUCCAGCAGCAUCUAUUCAGUGGAGAAGAGGAAAAUUGGUUUUACCUGUAGAAAAUACAACUCAUUUAAAGACUCAUAGUAGUGAAAAUAAAUUGAUAUUAGAGAUUGCUCCCACAUCAGACAUUGACUUCGGACGUUACAACUGUACAGCCACAAAUAGAAUAGGGAAAAGAUAUCAGGAAUAUAUCCUAGCCUUGGCUGAUGUACCAUCCAGUCCACAUGGAGUGAAAAUUGUAGAUGUAUCACAGACUUUUGCUAAAGUAUCUUUUAAUAAACCAGAUUCUCAUGGAGGUGUCCCAAUUCAUCAUUACCAAGUGGAUGUAAAAGAAGUCACUUCAGAAACAUGGAAAGUUGUUCUUUCCCAUGCAGUUCAGACUAUGGUUAUUCUCAACAAUUUGGAACCAAAUACAACAUAUGAAAUAAAAGUUGCUGCUGUAAAUGGAAAAGGGCAAGGAGAAUAUAGUAAAAUUGAGAUAUUUCAGACUUUACCAGUUCGCGAACCAAGUCCUCCAACAAUUCAUGGACAACCAGGUAGUGGGAAAAACUUUAAACUUAGCAUAACAAAACAAGAUGAUGGAGGAGCACCUAUUUUAGAAUAUAUUGUAAAAUAUAGAAGUAAAGAUAAGGAAGAGCAAUGGCAAGAAAAAAAGGUUCAUGGUAAUAAAGACUUCAUUAUUCUUGAGCAUUUGCAGUGGACAAUGGGCUAUGAAGUGCAAAUUACUGCUAUAAACAGGCUGGGAUAUUCUGAACCAACUUUAUAUGAGUUCAUCAUGCCACCAAAGCCCAAUAUUAUUACAGGUACUUUGUUUAAUGGACUUGGACUUGGUGCAGUCAUUGGACUGGGUGUAGCUGCUCUUCUACUAAUACUUGUGGUGACUGACGUCAGCUGCUUCUUUGUACGGCAGUGUGGAUUGCUAAUGUGCAUCACUAGAAAGAUCUGUGGGAAAAAGAGUGGGUCCAGUGGGAAGAGUAAAGAGCUGGAAGAAGGAAAGGCAGCAUAUUUGAAAGAUGGAUCAAAAGAACCAAUAGUUGAAAUGAGAACAGAGGACGAAAGAAUUACCAAUCAUGAAGAUGGAAGUCCAGUAAAUGAGCCCAAUGAAACAACACCAUUAACAGAACCAGAGAAAUUACCAUUAAAGGAAGAAAAUGGAAAAGAAGGUUUAAGUUCAGAUACAAUAGAGAUCAAAGUAUCCAAUGAUAUCAUCCAGUCAAAAGAAGAUGAUAGCAAAGCAUAAAACAACAACAGCU
This is a messenger RNA of Notechis scutatus (mainland tiger snake), 2512 nucleotides long. The record is from RefSeq and is a predicted model, not a curated record. Lineage: Eukaryota; Metazoa; Chordata; Lepidosauria; Squamata; Elapidae.